AUGUCAGGGUAUAAGGAACUUGAGCAUAAAGCCGCAGGUCACGAUGGAACUUUGACAGAUGAAGACGGAUUAUUAAUAUUCAAACCAUUGAAUGAGCAAGAGCUGCAAUUUUAUAAAGAUGUACAACAACAGUCAGUCGCCAACCAGGACAAAGAAGAAGAUGGAGAUGUUCCUUUAGAAUCGUGGAUUCCAGUCUUUUUAGGGGUAUUAGAUGAAGGACAUAACGUACCGAAAAAUUUGACAAACGAUGUGCAUAUUGUAGAUAGUGGUGAAAGUUUGAUAAAUUUGACCCCGGAUAGAGAAAAUGGAGGUGAAUCAAAUAUUGCAGAAAAGAGAUUUUUAGUUCUUCAAAAUUUAACUGCUGGUUUUAAGAAACCAAAUAUUAUUGAUAUAAAACUAGGUAAAAUAUUAUAUGAUGAUAAUGCUACCGAAGAAAAAAGACAGCGUCUUUCAGAAGUAAGUCAAACCACAACUUCGGGUUCCCUUGGUUUCAGGAUAUGUGGAAUGAGAAUUCAAGAAAAUAAAAAGACUUCAAGUAUUGAGAAGGACCAUCACACCUUCCAAUCUGAUGGAGAAUAUAUAUUCAUAAACAAAAUGUUUGGUAGAACUAGAACUCCGGAUGAUGUCAUCGAUGCAUUUGGAACAUAUUUUGCAAACUCUUUACUUAGUGAAAAGAGGUGCUCCACUUUGAAGCAAUUAUUCUUUCAAAGAUUGCAAUUAUUUUAUAAUACAAUUCUGAAUUCUGAAGUACGCAUGAUAUCGAGUAGUCUCCUCUUCAUCUACGAGGGUGAUCCAUCGCGAUGGGAUUCUCAGAAUGAUGAAGAUGCUCUUAUAAGUGAUGAUUUUAUUGAUUAUGAGGAUGAUGAAGAUUCGGAUAGCGAUGAACUACCCUCAAAGACUCCUUUAAGUUUAAUGGCGUUAAUCGAUUUUGCACAUUCUAAAGUUACUAAAGGAGCUGGAUAUGAUGAAAAUGUCAUAGAGGGAGUAGAAAGCUUGUUGAAUGUUUUCUCGAAACUAAAUGAACAAUCUAUAUAG
Maudiozyma barnettii is the source of this 1035-nucleotide messenger RNA. RefSeq names its product inositol polyphosphate multikinase (gene ARG82). The record is from RefSeq and is a predicted model, not a curated record. The transcript has a single exon. Gene Ontology annotation, biological process: inositol phosphate biosynthetic process; phosphatidylinositol phosphate biosynthetic process. Gene Ontology annotation, cellular component: nucleus; cytoplasm. NCBI's taxonomy places the organism in Eukaryota, Fungi, Ascomycota, Saccharomycetes, Saccharomycetales, Saccharomycetaceae. The coding region runs from base 1 to 1035 and encodes 344 amino acids. Gene Ontology annotation, molecular function: inositol-1,4,5,6-tetrakisphosphate 3-kinase activity; inositol hexakisphosphate kinase activity.